This is a messenger RNA of Rattus rattus (black rat), 576 nucleotides long. RefSeq names its product ubiquitin conjugating enzyme E2 D4 (putative) (gene Ube2d4). Gene Ontology annotation, cellular component: nucleus. Gene Ontology annotation, biological process: ubiquitin-dependent protein catabolic process; protein polyubiquitination. The record is from RefSeq and is a predicted model, not a curated record. Gene Ontology annotation, molecular function: ubiquitin conjugating enzyme activity. Lineage: Eukaryota; Metazoa; Chordata; Mammalia; Rodentia; Muridae.
AUGGCUCUGAAACGGAUCCAGAAGGUAUGGACGGUGGAAACGGGGUCCUCCCUCCCGUCCUCUCCGCGGGCUGCCACAGCGAAUAGAAACCCGCGGCUGAGACGCGUUGACACCUGCCCUGCGCCAGGCAGAACCGCCGCCUGCGCAGAUUUAGGAGGUGGGAGCCUACGCCUAGCGGGCGGCCCGCGGGGGCGAAGUCACGCGACCGUGUCACGCCACCAUCAUGGCCCUGCGGCAUCGAUGUCUUCCUCUACCUGGUCCUUCCAGAAUGACAGUCCUUACCAAGGAGGUGGUUUUUCCCUGACCAUCCCCUUCCCUACAGAUUAUCCUUUCAUGCCCCCGAAGGUUGCUUUCUCUACCAAAACCUACCAUCCUAACAUCAACAACAAUGGUAGCAUUUGCCUGCACAUCCUGAGGUCACAGUGGUCCCCAGCAUUACCCAUGUCCAAAGUUCUGUCCAUCUGCUCUCUGCUGCUCGACUCCAACCCUGAUGACCCACGGGUGCACACUCACAAGGCCGACAGAGAGAAGUACAACAGACUAGCAAGAGAGUGGACACAGAAAUAUGCUGUGUAA